UGCCGACAACAUGUUGUCGACACCAGAACUUCUGGAACUUCUGCAAGAGGUAAAGUAGCUUACGAAGUGUAUGCACGUAGAACAAGCUGCGAAGCUGCACCUGUUCUUGAAAUUCUGAAUCCACGAAAAUAUCAUAAGUAAUUCAUUUUCAUAUUCAUGGGCUGGAUGCCGCAGGACUGGCCAUAGUGUGAUUUGUUCGAGAACAACUUUCCGAGCAAAGAACUGAAGCUAGUAUGAUAGCGGCCGAGCGGCGGGACGGCGAGCGAACGCCCUCCGAUGCGGGGAGCAAGGAGGGCCUGUUUGACGAGGACGACGAUAAGAAUCGCCCCGACACCGCGACUACAGAUGCGGGAGAGGACAGUCGACCGCAAACGGCAGAGGAGGAGGUGGAAGGGGGCCAGCCAGGAGUGGAGCUGCCAACGAUUACCGAAGAAGCACUGCAGGGCAGGUAGAACAGUAAAAAAUACGAAAGUUCAGUUUCUGAUGCAUCGAAAUAAACGCAAUCUAAUUCUAAUGCCGGAAUCCUUACUCCUCCUUCUAGUAUGGCUCCUGAAAUAAGAUAUUUCGUUCACCAGGUUCCUCUACAGCACGGACGACGCGGAAGCCAGCGCUGGUGCUGCCGACGAAGCUACGCCAUCCUCCUCAUCCACAGCUCCGCCGCAGCACGGCGGAAAAUUUAUCACACGAAACGUUCUCAGGGUCAGGAUUGUGUGACUUUCUUGCAUUAUCAGAGAGAGCUAGAGCAAUGUCAGUUUACAUACAUGUUUGACAAGGCAAUGUUGAAAUAGCUAGCGUUGGUCUACUCUGACUGCGUCGAACUCAAUCAAUGUCGUCACACGUUCUUACUUCUUUUUUUGUUCGAUGAAGUCGAAAGAAGAUCUGUUGCGGGAACUGAUGGCGCUAGAGGAGGAGGCCGAGAAAAAACGUAUUGAUGGUUUCUUUGCGUUUGAUUGCUUUCGUUCUGUUUCUCUUACACAAGGUCAAAAUAAGGACUCGCUCGUACGUUGUCGCUUUAAGUUUGAAAUAAUGAGUCUUGCGGACAAAUGAAAUUAAAACCUUUCUCUCAGACGCUGAAGCGCUGGGUAAGGCCGAGCAGGGCGCUCUCGUGGACCUCGGGCCGCGACAAGACAGGCCGGGGAACCAAACUGAAUCUGCAUCCGGCUCCGGCGACGCGGAGGAGCGUUCUCGAGCAAAGUCCAGGAGCUCGACGGACGACGAGGGCAGACAAGAGAUAAGGGAGCUCGAGACCAGUGUUGCGACGCUGAAAGAACGGCUGAAAGAGCGCAACGCACAGAAGCGAGAUCUGCUGAACGAGCUAAUGGAAGCCCGGAAACUCGUUUGGGAAUACAAGCAGGAGGCGACAAAGGCAAAACUCGGGAUCAAACAUUUACUGCAAGACUGUGGGAAGAGCUGUGCCGACGUAAGAGGACCAAUGGAUUUUUCUCUGAUUGUGAUAGGAUGCGAUAAGCAAAAUUUAUUCCGCAUUCAUUCAUCCAUCCCGAUGGCGCUGAUUAUGAUGCACGAUUUCCACACUGGCACCGCAUUUGCUAGUGUCUGAGCCUCACGGGAAGAGCAGUUGCAGUAGCAAGCCAGUUAGAGACACACCUUUCAUCGCCUUUACUUUUGCAGGUCGGCCUGAGCAUCGAGAUUCCGGACAUGGACGCUCCACCGGAGCAGCCGCAGGAAGAACCCCCUGCCCGGGAGAGCCGAACCCUGAGUCCACGAGGAAGUAGUGGCAAGUCGGGGCCUAGCAACUCUGGCCCGUCCGGAGGUAUGACAAAAAGCAAAAGCACUUCGGAGCUGGCUUCGAUGACGGUACAGAGAUGAAAUUAUUAGUGUUUUAUUCGCAAAAAAUACCACUGCGAGCACAACGCGAAAGUCGAUUGAUGAUCCCGAUGGGACAGUGUAUCAUCAUGUUUACUUCGCAUGAUCCGAUACAGGAGAGAAGUAUCAUACACAUGCAUUUCUUAGGACGCUUUUACUUUUUUGUCAAAACAGAUCCAGCAGUACGUGCAGACGCAGGACUCGGAGCUACGCAAGUCCAUUUCCAAGCUCGCCGAGGCGCGCAUGGUCGCGCACGCCUACAUUCGGAUGAUUGAGGAGCGGACCGACGUGAUUCGUCAGCUGGAAGGCGAACUGGAAAAGACGCGCAUGAAGUCCGCACUGUCAAACCAUCCCUGUGGCGAAAUUUUCCUUUCCGAGCGUAUGGAGAUGAUGCGAAACAUGAUGGCGGCAAGGUCUUUUCUGCUUUUUUCGAUUCAUUUUCCUCGUUUUCACUUUUUUUUUCCGUGCUUCUAUAUCCAUGGUGAAUUAGUGGCACUCAACACUACUUUUGAAAUGGACAUCGAAUUUGAACUGCAGAUCUGGUGGCGGAGAAGAGGGCGGCACGAUGCGCGGGAGCAAAUCUGGGCCCUUGAGCAUGCCCUCGUUGCGGGAGGAUCCCGAGCAAGAAAGCGAGGAGCCCAUGGAGUUGACUCCAAAGAAUCCGGCUCCUGGUCCGUCAAGCAGUAUGGGUUCGUCGAGCUCCUCGUCCUCGAGUAGCAGCUCUGCAGCUCACGACAGCACACCGGAACAGGCAGCCUCGUCGUCCUCCGGCGCGACUCGCAGAAGUGGCACCAGCAAGUUCACGUUCCAGCAGCUCAGUAUCUUGACCCACACGCUGGAAAGUGUUGUCUGUGCCUACGCGUUUCGCAAUAUUUCCAACUAUGCAGAUAUACAGGCCGCAGCAAUCAAGUACACUUUGAAUUCGUUUUUCGUAAGAUUGCGAAUGCGAUAGCGAUUGUAGGGUUCAUACGUGGAUUUUUCCGUUAGAUCAGAUAAUUUUGUUGCGUCGCAAGUGCAAGUUGAAACAAUAUCUAAACGUAGUUUAAUAACUUCUUGACUCAUCAGACUCCAAGCCGCUGGGCGGGGCCGCGCGUCGCGGAAAGCGGUGGAUGAGCGAAGGAAGUGGAAACAAAAAGAGGACGCGGUAGGUGUGAUCGUGAGCAAACUCGAAAAAAUGGUGCAGUUUGCCAAUUCGUCCAGCUUUACGACCGCAGUGGCCCAGGACCCGGAGCGUUGCCUGCACGCCGUGGUGCGGCACCUGAAGGGGUACGUCGGCAUCCACUUUGCUACGGAACUACUGCAGUCGCAAAUGAAGGUUCACUUGGCGCGGAAAGUUACAACCAGCGCAGCCUUGACGGACAGCGUCAACAGGAGCAGAACUGGCGUGGAACGUAUAUUCAAUUUGCUACUAUUAACUUGGUUUGUCAAAACGUCAUUGCACGUAACACUAGCUGCAGCAUUAACAUUAUCAGACAGCUCAAAAAAAGCAAAUUCGGUUCUUUCAGAUAGUUGUUCCUGAAGCGCAGGAGCAUAUGCAUAAGAACUAGCUAACGUCCAAUAAAUCGGUCUGAACCUGCAGCGUUUACCUUUUGUUUUGAUCGGUAGUGCACGAAUCAACACCAAUGCCACGAACUUCGGUACACGGUGCUGCAGAGCUGAACACCACCAUUUGACUCUUUCAUGUACUUCCAUCAUUUGUCACCGUCGCUUUCCAUGUUCCGCAUUCGCAGGGAUGAGUAGGUGCGUAGCCUCCCCUUUUUGUUCGCACAUUUUUGUAUCAUACUAGGACUUGUUAACUCCAAGUCGAAAGCCCCUGGUGUGUACCACUUAACCCCUUAUAAUUCCCACCGCGACAAUGAGUACCUUUACGCGUAUUCUCCCCGACUAUUUUGAUGAAUGCGCUUACCAGCGCCGGGAGCGGGAGCGGAUCCAGACGGAGCCCAUCAACAUAAGUCUAGAAAUGCUAGACGAUGAGGGCAUUGCUCCGCAGCCCCCACGGUUGCUGUUGACUCGGGGAAUGAGCCAGGGCGGUAGCUCUUCCAGCAUGCUGACGCGGAGCCCCAGCGGCUCCUCGCCCGGUGGCUCCCGAUCACCUAUGUCGAUAGGUUUUUUUUUUGAUCAGAUUUGUUUACCGAGGAAUCGAAUGCUUUAGCUAGUUUCUAACGCUGAGGAAUCGAUGACUUCCUACCUUCUUCAAAAUCGCAGAACAAUCACCAGACCAGCACGAAAGGAAAGCACUAUGAAUGUACUAAAACCAAACCAAACAGGUGGUCGUCCAGCUACGGUGCCAGCUCUCCCACUGAAGCAGCAGCUCCAGCACAUGGCUUCGAUACCGGCCGCAACGGAAAACCACCCACCGAUCGGGCAGAGCUACAGCCUGGAGGACAAGGGCAACGAGAUGCGCACGGUGAGCAGCGAGCAAGUGGAGAGGACGCCGCCCAUGAACCAGGCCUUUGACGCGAAGAACACCGUGCACUUCUUCAAGACCAUGCAGAACAAGGCGGGACGGCAGAACCCCGACCGCAUCAAGCGGCCACCGUCGCAGCCACCGCCCGCGGGGACGAGUCAAACAGGUAAACCUAGAAUUGAGCUAGAGAUCCCGGUGUGGCCCUACCCAUGUUCCGAAAAGAUGCCUAUUUCUGACGAACUCGCAGCAAAGACGAGUGAGUUGCGUGUGGUUCUGCAUGACAAAGAUCCUGACCUGACAGCUGCGCAGCGGAGCGAGCUCGUCGCCGAAGUGUACACCGGGCUGCGCACCAACCCGCUGCUGAAUCGUUCCGGUGGCCAGAAGCGGUUGAACCCGAGGACCAGCAACAAUCCGCUUUCUGCCAGUACCAGCUUAAACCGCACGCGACCGCAGACCGAGGGCGCAAACCACCCGCGGCGCGGUGCCCCGAUGCAGACUAUCUCCACCGACUCGGCGGACCCCCCGUCUGAAUGGCAGCAGUGGGCCGGUUCCUUUCACCAACUCAGCAGCGAACAGAACUACCUGGAGGGAGACGACAGAAUGGCGGUCACGACGGGACCAGGCGGGCAGCAACUUUUUUACCCCGCAUCGAACCCAAACAGUCGGCAGAGCAUCAGCGAGCAGUGGGGAGAGGCGGGUCUGGACCCUUUGAAUGGGAGUAUCGUUUCCAACCCCCAACAGCAGAUGAUGCGAAACAGUAUGAAUGCGUCGACGACGAGCACGACCUCUGUGUCCGUUCGACCGCUGAAGGGCCUUCCGGGCGGCCCGCCCUCCAGCGGACCGUCGUCGCGCAGCGGGCGGGCGUCGAGUACGACGAACCGGGGAACGAAGAAGAAAGCAAGAGGACCACCCCAGCACAACACGUCAACAACGAGCAUGAGAUCGCGGUCAAAAGAGUCCACCGCAUCCAACUCUAGCACAACUGACCCGCAGCAUAAGCACCUGCACCGGCAUUUCCACGUAUUUCUUCCGAGAGCGACGCCGAACCACAGUGAGUCGCUGGGAAAAGUGCCCAACUUGGAGCCCCGGCCCCUGCGGCCCCACUACAACGACCUGAUGCAGGGUCCGAUUGGAAUUCAGUGAGCGACCGAGUACAAGAACAUCGUAGGCUCCAAAUUUUCUUCCGUAAUAUUCUAGACGACGAGAGCAAACAGUUGUAGGCUUUUAAUACAACAUCAGUGUAUGUAAUACGAACAAACAAUGCACAUCUUCAUGAUGUGUGCUUGAACAAAACACUUCUAAAUGAAUGCGAUUCAAGAAGAACGACAAGGUUGCUACAACUGUACUUACUGAAGGCUUUAUUUCAGUGAGGCAGAAAGUAAACGCCUAACGCAAGGAAAAAUGCUACAGUGGCUUGAUAAUUGAGGACUUUUUGUUUACGCUUACCGGAUCGCAUAAGUCAAUUUUAGAGAAUAAAGCCAGAUGCACGUAAGGGCGUCGAUAGACGCGGCGCCAUUGAGCCUGUAGCGGUGGUAGCAGGAUUGAAAGCUCUUCGAACUCUCCUUUGCUUGAAUGAACUUGCUUUUAUGAUGUGAACUUUUUCUAAUUCUAACUGGUUCUGGGUUCUGGGAGUGUGAUGAACUCCAAUUACUCUUUCUGAUUUCUAUUACCCUAUGAAACAGCUGCUUCUGCAGCUGCUGUUGCCAUUUAUGUGGUGGCAAGUAGAAACCGAUACUAGCUGGCGUGUUUCGCUGAGCAGGACUAGAUUUUAUGAUGUGGUCGUGACCUACACCUACUAACUUCAGCGCAACGCAAAUGAGAAGUAAAAACGCAACGUAGCAUUAAGCGAUACAACAAU
Molecule: messenger RNA, 6089 nt
Organism: Amoebophrya sp. A120
Lineage: Eukaryota; Dinophyceae; Syndiniales; Amoebophryaceae
Source: the annotation of a GenBank genome assembly